AUGCCUGCUCCGACCGCCAUCAAGCAGGCGGAGGCCGCUGCCCCGCCAUUCGAGGCUACCCUCCAAGAGCCUCAGCAAGACGAGGAACUCCUCCUCGAUGCGCCGACUCUUCCCGAGGAGAUGGAUGCGAUCCUUCCUAGCGUGCCGCAAAAUGGAGAGGAGGGCGAGAUGGUUGUCGACGAGGAGAACCGCCCGCGCUUCGCGCCCGCCAGAGACAUCGACCCCGUCACCAGAAUAGAGACUCGCAAGGUCCCCGUGCCUCCUCAUAGAUUCACACCCCUCAAGUCCGCUUGGCCCAAGAUCUACCCGCCGCUCGUCGAGCACCUCAAGCUUCAGGUUCGCAUGAACCCGCGCCGGAAACAAGUCGAGCUCCGCACCUCGAAGCACACCACCGAGGAUGGCGCCCUGCAGAAGGGCGAGGACUUUGUCAAGGCCUUCACCCUGGGCUUCGACGUCGACGACGCCAUUGCCCUGCUGCGUCUGGACGACCUCUACAUCGAGACUUUCGAGAUCCGUGACGUCAAGCAGGUCAUGGGUAACGAGGCCCAAGGCCGUGCCAUCGGCCGCAUUGCGGGCAAGGACGGCAAGACCAAGUUCGCCAUCGAGAACGCCAGCAAGACCCGUAUCGUCCUGGCCGACAGCAAGAUCCACAUUCUUGGCGCCUACAAGAACAUCCACAUGGCUCGCGAGUCCAUCGUCAGUCUGAUUCUCGGAAAGCCGCCUUCCAAGGUCUACGGCAAUCUGCGGACGGUCGCUGCGCGCAUGAAGGAGAGAUUCUAA
Colletotrichum navitas is the source of this 780-nucleotide messenger RNA. Its product is annotated as pre-rRNA-processing protein PNO1. NCBI's taxonomy places the organism in Eukaryota, Fungi, Ascomycota, Sordariomycetes, Glomerellales, Glomerellaceae. Gene Ontology annotation, molecular function: RNA binding. The record is from RefSeq and is a predicted model, not a curated record. Bases 1 to 780 code for a protein of 259 amino acids. The transcript is spliced from 5 exons. Gene Ontology annotation, cellular component: nucleolus.